AUGACCACCCCCCCUCGCCCCCCCAUCACCUGCCACAUCCUCGACACCACCACUGGCCGCCCUGCCCCCUCCAUCCCCACCACCCUCACCUCCCUCACCGCAACCCCCCUCACCUACACUGCACUCACCAACCCCGACGGCCGCGUCACUGCCUGGACGCCCGCCCCCGCCACCCCCGACCUCCGCACCACCUUCGACAAAUUCGCCGCCGCCGGCGCCCCGACGCUCUGGGAGGUGCGGUUCGAGACCGGGGCGUAUUUCGAGGGGAAAGGGGUGAGUCCUUUUUUUCCAGAGGUGACAGUGCGGUUUCAGGUGGGGGAGUAUGGGGAGCAUUAUCAUGUGCCGUUGUUGGUGGGGCCGUUUACUUAUACGACGUAUAGGGGGUCGUGA
This is a messenger RNA of Eremomyces bilateralis CBS 781.70, 390 nucleotides long. RefSeq names its product Hydroxyisourate hydrolase. Gene Ontology annotation, biological process: purine nucleobase metabolic process. The record is from RefSeq and is a predicted model, not a curated record. The transcript has a single exon. Lineage: Eukaryota; Fungi; Ascomycota; Dothideomycetes; Eremomycetales; Eremomycetaceae. Gene Ontology annotation, molecular function: hydroxyisourate hydrolase activity. Bases 1 to 390 code for a protein of 129 amino acids.